AUGUCAUACUCCACCGGCUUUCCACAGGGUCCUGCGGCAGGUUAUCCUGAGCCUCAAGGAUACCCUGCACCCCAGGGCUCUUUCCCACCGCCCGGAGCUCUAACCCCUGAUCCUCCUCAGGGUGCUUCCAGUAGUGUCAAUAUUACGGGCUCAUACGAAGGCAUCCAAUUCAAAAUUGGCCAUAGAGAUAGCAACGCUGUUCUUUAUUGCAGACUGCAGCCUGGAUAUGAGCUUCUUUCCAGGCCAGGCUCGAUGGUGGCGAUGGACGCUAGUGUACAGAUUCAAGGCAAAGUCAAUUUCAGCUUCAAAAAAAUGUUGACAGGGGGAGAUUUGGCUUUCUCGCACUUGUUUGGACAAGGAGAAGUCCUCCUUGCUCCAGAGACGUGGGGCGACAUCGCCGCAAUACGCUUGGACGGUAGCGUCCCUUGGUUCUUCGGAAAGCAUGCCUAUCUGGCGUCAACUCGUGAGAUCGUGAUGAAUACCAAGUCACAAGGCUUGGGUAAAGCGUUUUUCUCUGGUCACGGUCUUUUCACUGUUCAAGCGACUGGGGUGGGCAUGUUGUUUGUCCACAGCGUAGGUGCUAUCAUUACUCGCAACCUUCAACCUGGGGAGUCGUGGGUCGUGAACAACGAUCAUCUUGUCGCUUGGAACUGCCAGUACCAUGUGGAGAAGAUCCAGGCUGGCGGGCUAUUGUCUACUUUGAAAACAGACGAAGGUCUCGUAUGCCGGUUCCAAGGACCUGGCACUGUGUACAUCAUGUCGAGGAACCCUGAGCAGUUGAUUCACUGGAUCGCAGAGAAGCUGCCAAGUCGCGAUUGA
This is a messenger RNA of Sparassis crispa, 819 nucleotides long. RefSeq lists its product as hypothetical. The coding region runs from base 1 to 819 and encodes 272 amino acids. NCBI's taxonomy places the organism in Eukaryota, Fungi, Basidiomycota, Agaricomycetes, Polyporales, Sparassidaceae. The transcript has 7 exons. The record is from RefSeq and is a predicted model, not a curated record.